GGAGCGCACACACAGCCAAACAACAAAAUAAACCCAGCCCAAUCGGUUCACGUGGAGCGUGUUGAGUUGAGCCAGUGACUGAUUUGUGCGCUUGUGGACGGAGUUGCUUCACUUCCCGGCAGCUCUUCAAACAUCCCCCGGAGAAAGCGCACAGAGACGGCGAUGACAGCCGAGUUUAUCCCGGCCCGCAGCUGCUGAGAGCCGCAUCUCCUGCUCCGCAUCCGACCGUUGCCCUCACCUCGCGGAGAGAUGCAGAGGAAAUACAGGAUGAAAUCUGCUUUAAUAACAGUGUUGCUUGGAGUGGUUGGGGCUUUGGCCAAUCAGGACAACUGUCCGUCAGGCCAACAUACGAAGAGCGGAGAGUGUUGCAAGCAGUGUCCGCCCGGCGAGGGCGUCAUCAAACCAUGUGGAGUCACGCAGGCCGUCUGUGCUCCAUGUCUCGACAGUGAAACCUUCUCAGAAAACUUCAGUCACACGGAGAAGUGCCAGCGGUGCACGCAAUGCACAGGCCUGCUCCGCAUGGAGACCCCCUGCACUGACUCCAACGAUGCCAUUUGUGUGUGCAACUAUGGCUACUACCUGAAUUACAUCUCGCAGCGCUGUGAACUUUGUACUAAAUGUCCUGAAGGCCAGGGCAUGCUGCUCAGCUGUGAGGCUGACCACGACACGCUCUGCGAGGAGUGCACGGGCGACACCUUCUCCGACCAGGAAAGCUCUCGGGAGCCCUGCAUGCCCUGCACCACCUGCGAUGACGACGAGGUGCAGCAGACCUGCACUCCUGUCAGUGACACCAUUUGUCAAGUUAACUACCUGUCACCCGUCACUGAGGAUUUCACUGGUUCUUGGAUUUCUCCUUUUGAGAACUUCACGGACCCCCCUGAAGGCCCGCUGGACAGCAGCACCACCACCACCAGCACCAACACUGGGGACUCCCAGGAGCGACUCUACAAGAGCCUGAACGAUAAACUCAUCCCCAUCUACUGCUCCAUCCUAGCGGCUGUCGUUGUUGGUCUUGUGGCCUUCAUCAUCUUCAAGAGGUGGAACAGCUGUAAGCAGAACAAGCAGGGAGCCAACAACUGCACAGCCAACCAGAACCAGACGCCGUCACCUGAAGGGGAGAAACUACACAGCGACAGCGGCAUUUCUGUGGACAGCCAGAGUCUGCAGGAGCAGCUAGCCCAGACUCAGGCACAAACAGUUGUCAAUAUGGAUGAAGAGCCUUGUUUCCUCCUUCCUCUCCACACCAGAGAGAAGGUGGAGGAACUGCUGUUCAGAGGCGACAAAGGAGAUGAUUGCACCCACUUGCACGACAGCGACUGGUACAACCUGGCGGGCCUUCUUGGAUAUGAGGAGGAGCGGAUCGACACUUUCCAGCAGGAAGAGCAUCCCGUCCGAGCGCUGCUGUCUGACUGGGCAAGCAAGGACUGUGCCAGCAUUGACGCACUGUGCACAGCGCUGCGUAAGAUCAACCGCGACGACAUCGUCCAGAGUCUGGUGCUCAGCCCAACUGCUGCCAAGCCAACUGCUACUUCUGUAGUGUAAAUUUUAAGAUUAACUGUGAGCAAAACACCCAAACCUUAAUCUUAAAAUAUUCCUAUGUGGCUUUCUUUACACCACAUCAUUCUGCAAGUGCUUGAUGCUAUCAGCUUACGAAGCUACUAGUCCAUGUAGUGAUGCUAUAAAUCACUUAAGUCCCUAAAUUCAUGGUUAUUCAAGGAGAGAAUGCAGGAAAUUAGAAAGAAACAUAAAAAAUAUCACUCAACAAAUGCAAUUUAAAAUGCUCAUAUUGAAAGAAAUGGGCUUUAAACUCUGUAGUAUUCUCUCCGGAAUCAUCUCUUCACUCUGGAUAUCUACUCACCUUUC
Molecule: messenger RNA, 1863 nt
Organism: Cololabis saira (Pacific saury)
Lineage: Eukaryota; Metazoa; Chordata; Actinopteri; Beloniformes; Belonidae
Gene: ngfrb
Product: nerve growth factor receptor b
Exons: 6
Coding region: 250-1542 (430 amino acids)
Biological process (GO): Rho protein signal transduction
Cellular component (GO): plasma membrane; cell surface
Molecular function (GO): nerve growth factor binding; death receptor activity; coreceptor activity
Source: RefSeq, a predicted model, not a curated record